This is a messenger RNA of Boleophthalmus pectinirostris (great blue-spotted mudskipper), 4042 nucleotides long. Its product is annotated as cAMP-specific 3',5'-cyclic phosphodiesterase 4B-like. Gene Ontology annotation, biological process: signal transduction. The record is from RefSeq and is a predicted model, not a curated record. The transcript has 17 exons. NCBI's taxonomy places the organism in Eukaryota, Metazoa, Chordata, Actinopteri, Gobiiformes, Gobiidae. Gene Ontology annotation, cellular component: perinuclear region of cytoplasm; nucleus; cytosol. Gene Ontology annotation, molecular function: transmembrane transporter binding; 3',5'-cyclic-AMP phosphodiesterase activity. Bases 204 to 2441 code for a protein of 745 amino acids.
CCAAGCGCGAACGACACAAAUGGGACGUAAUAUAAAGGAGGGAAACGGCGUGUCCAGUCCGUGCCUCUUCGGCGAGCAGGAGCACGAUCACAUAGGAUCACAGCCUAGCGCGUCGGUCUUUGUGAAAAUCUACAACUGGCGAAGAAGAGCUCACUGAAGCACCAUCAACGCUCCACACAAGAGGACAUCCACUGUGUCUCAAGAUGAGGAAAAGCAGGAGUGCACAUGGGGUCACACCAGGAGAGGAGAGUAAGGAGCCGUCUCCAGGGCCGGUCCCCAGUGGCAGCUCCCUCGGUGUGGACCUGUUGUACAAAGUCCACAGGCGCUUCUCUGGGAACUUGCAGCUGCCUCCGUUGUCAUGGCGACAGGCAGAGAAGGAACGGGACCGUGCGCGGCCUGUGACCCCUGACGAGGACCCAGUAACCCGGAGCAGACCGACCAGCCUGCCCAUCGCCUCACUGCCCCGAAUCGACAUCACACAGGCAGACUCAGACAGUUUUGAUGGUGAGAAUGGUCCUUCGUUGUGCUGCAGUCCCUCAGACCCACAGGGUUCUCCAGGAUCUAGUCUGGUCCUGCAUCCAAACUCAGCCUGCCACGGCCAACGGAGAGAGUCCUUCCUCUACCGCUCUGACAGUGACUAUGAGCUCUCACCUAAAUCCUUGUCCAGAAACUCCUCUAUCGUGGGAGAUCUGCACACCGAAGACUUGAUUGUAACUCCCUUCGCUCAGGUGCUAGCAAGCCUCAGAACGGUCAGAAACAACUUCACCACUCUGACUAAUGUGCAGUGUGUCUCCAACAAGAGGUCUCCGGCUGCCAGCCAACCUUCUGUCACCAGAGUGUGUCUGUCAGAUGAGUCCUACCAGAAGUUGGCGAUGGAAACCAUGGAAGAGCUGGACUGGUGUCUAGAUCAGCUGGAGACUAUUCAGACGUACAGAUCUGUCAGCGAUAUGGCCUCAAACAAGUUCAAGAGGAUGCUGAAUCGAGAGCUAAACCACCUGUCCGAGAUGAGCCGAUCUGGCAACCAAGUGUCAGAGUACAUCUCCAAUACCUUUCUCGACAAGAAGAUUGAUUUGGACCUUCCCUGUCCGGUCCCCAAGUCGAGGGAAAGGAAAAGACGGCAGGGCCCCCAUCACCACCACCAGCAGCAGCCACAGCAGCAAAGUGGGAUGAUGAAUCAGAUCAGCGGGGUUCGAAAACUCAGCCAUUCGCCAAAUAUUUCUGGGAGCACGGUGCAACGCUUUGGGGUGAAAACAGAUCAGGAAGAGCUUUUGUCAAAGGAUCUGGAAGACAUUAAUAAGUGGGGUCUCAACAUCUUCAAGCUGGCGGAGCAUUCCCACAACAGGCCGCUCACAUGCAUCAUGUACACCAUUUUCCAGGAGCGGGACUUGAUGCGAACAUUCAAGAUUCCAACGGACACCUUUCUGACGUUCAUGCUGACCCUGGAGAGCCAUUAUCACUCAGAUGUAGCCUACCACAACAGCCUGCACGCUGCUGAUGUUGCCCAGUCCACACAUGCGCUCCUGUCCACCCCUGCCCUUGACGCUGUAUUCACAGAUCUAGAAAUCUUGGCAGCCAUUUUUGCUGCAGCUAUUCAUGAUGUGGAUCAUCCUGGUGUGUCCAACCAGUUUCUCAUCAAUACAAACUCAGAGCUGGCUCUGAUGUACAACGAUGAGUCAGUGUUGGAAAACCACCACCUGGCUGUGGGCUUCAAGUUGCUGCAGGAGGACAACUGUGACAUCUUCCAAAACCUCACAAAGAAGCAGCGGCAGACACUGAGGAGGAUGGUCAUAGAAAUGGUGCUGGCAACUGACAUGUCGAAACACAUGAGUCUGCUGGCUGAUCUCAAAACUAUGGUUGAAACUAAGAAGGUGACGAGCUCUGGAGUUUUGAUGCUUGAUAACUACACAGACAGAAUGCAGGUUUUACGGAAUAUGGUUCACUGCGCAGACCUCAGCAACCCCACCAAACCUCUAGACCUUUAUAGACAAUGGACAGACAGGAUUAUGGACGAGUUCUUCCACCAGGGGGACAGAGAAAGGGAAAGGGGGAUGGAGAUCAGCCCAAUGUGUGACAAACACACUGCCUCUGUGGAGAGAACACAGGUGGGCUUCAUCGAUUACAUUGUUCACCCGCUUUGGGAGACGUGGGCAGACUUGGUCCACCCAGACGCCCAGGACAUACUGGACACUUUGGAGGACAAUCGAAACUGGUACCAGAGCAUGAUUCCACAAAGCCCCUCCCCGCCAUUUUACACCGGCGAUGGAGAAGGAAGCUCGCAGGGAGAGCUUGAGGAACCCCCUGUGUCCAGUAAAUUCAAAUUUGACCUAACAGUAAUGGACCAAAGUGGACAAGCUGGACAGAGGGAUAGUGGGACUAUACACGCAAGUGUUGACGGUGUGCCAGAUCAACCAUGUGAUGAAAGUCAAGAUGCUGAGACAUAGCCAAAGACUUUUGACUGAAGGUUUUGCUCAUUUUAUUGCAGUGGAGAAAUCCUGCAAUGUGGCUCUUUGAAGCUGCCUGGCAAAGAGGGGCUGACUGUAUGCAGGCCCCUGCGAUUGAGGCUGGGAAAGCCCUCAGCAGUUUGUUGAGCUGCUUAGAGGGGGGCUCGAUGAGUGUGUCCUCUGUUCUUUGAUUGAGGGACUGCUGCUGAGUGCAGAGGCAGAGCUGGAUGCCACAGGCUCCACAGUGAAGAGGACAAUAUAAAUGUAAUACACAAAAUGGGACGGUUUGAGACUUGCACUUCAGGACAUUUGUACCUUUUUUUUUUUUUAUAUUGUUUUGGGAAUGGAUUUUCCUUGAGUGUCCAAGUUGAACAACUGGUUGAAAAAUUCUUUGUAAGCCUAGUAGUUUUUGUCUACAAUGUUGUGUGCCUUUUUCAUAAUUUAUUGAACAUGUCAUGUAGCUGUAAAAUGUGCAACUUUUUCUACCAAGAGGACAUUGUCACCUCAGAGUCUUCCCCGAUUUUCAGCAAUAGUAAGCGCUUGUUCUUACAAAACAGAAUUUUGCACUUUUGGAUCAAAAUAACUUUGCUGCAAGAUGUGCGAUACAGUGUCCAGUUACCAAAAUAAGACUGUUUUUCUUUAUGUAAGCAAUUAAUAAUAUUCACCGACAGAAAUAUCCAAAGAAUUUUGCAUGAAGUACUUCAGUGUUCAGUUCUUCCUUAAAACUCAAUUGUGUGAGCCCUUCCACCAAACUGUAGCCUGAGUUCUGAGUGCAGGCAAACUAAUGACCUUGUUUAAUACUGAGCCGUUCCUAUUACGGAAAAUGUGUUCCUACCUUGUAAUUUCCCCUUGUUAGAACACACACCUGUUGCGGUUAGGGAUUUUAAAGCAUUCCUUUUUCAUGAAUGCCGCUUUACACCAUUAGUCAUUUUGAACUCUGAGUGACUGUAGACUACGCGCACAUUUUAAAGACAACUGUUAGGUUGAUAUGUAAUAAUUGUAGUAAUUGUACCAUGUAGUUUUUAUUGCAGCACUUUGAAUAAGUGGACAGUCUUGCAACUGGUUGCAGAUCUGUCUGUCUCUACCUUAAAGGUACCAUGAUGUGAGUGAUUGAGGGAGUUUUCGUCAUGUCUACACCUGACGUCUCUCUGCGUGUGUGUGAAUGUGUCACAAUGUUGCACAAUUCUGUUGCACCCAGCUAUUUGUAAAGUAUAUUUAUUACCUUCUAUAAUAUUGAUAAUAAUUAAUAUUUACUGGAUAUUUGCUAUUUAUAUUAGUAUGCACUACACUAUCACAGACUGAACUGGCCUUUGUAUGUAAAGCAAACCAUAACAUCAUGCUCAGUGUUCCAAUGUGUUUGAUGUAGGCCUCAUUUUGUAUAGUUCAUUUUCCACACCUGGUUGUGGCAGAGUCUACCUUUUUUAGUCUUUACUUUGAAUGAAGGUGUACAAUGACUGGUCAUUGUGCAGCCAGGAAUAUUCACUGAAAUGUUAACAUUGUUUCAAAUGUUUGCUUCAGUGUUUUUCUUAAAAUUUCUUUAAUUUGUGUAUGUUGUGUUCAGAUGUUUUGUAAUCAGUUUAUUAAAAUGGGCAUGUACUACA